AUGACCGGCCUUGCUGACGACGUCGACGACAAGCCCGUCCAGCCCAAGGAAGAGGAGGAAGACGAUGUAACCCUCUCUGACCCUACGGCAGAGGAACCCCGUACACCUCCCCCUCGACCGCGCCUUCAAAUCCAGCCCAAACCGCUAUGGCGCAGACACCUCCUCUCCAUGCUCCUCGUCGCCUUGCUAGCUUGGUUAGUCCUACGGCGUGGGAUUGGGAAAGAGACGAAGCCAAAGGUCAUAUAUGCGAAUCGCUACUCGAACGAUUAUAAAUUCCGCCCUGCCGCCAGCCCUAUUGUCACCGAGACGCUCAAGGACGGGAGACUGCGUGUGCGUGGGGCCGCCCCCACAACUAGCAAGGCUCCGGAGCCCAAGCCCACCAAAACGAAAGUCAAAAAGCGCAGGACCGGGAAGAAGAAGAAACGCAUUGCGAAGAAGAAAAAGGCGGUAGUGAACUAG
This is a messenger RNA of Mycena indigotica, 459 nucleotides long. RefSeq lists its product as uncharacterized. Lineage: Eukaryota; Fungi; Basidiomycota; Agaricomycetes; Agaricales; Mycenaceae. The record is from RefSeq and is a predicted model, not a curated record. The transcript is spliced from 2 exons. Bases 1 to 459 code for a protein of 152 amino acids.